AUGGCGUGGCAGAGGCCUAAUUGCAUCGUUCAGGCGGUGCGGUCGGUCCGAACAGCUCAGUUGCAGUCCAUCCUCCGAACCUCCACAGUUGCUUCAGGAAGCUCGUUACAACAGCGAAAAGGUACACGAAGUUAUGCAACUGAGGUCCAAACCGCCGGUGGAAAUGCUCUCCAGGUACGAGCAGCCCCCGAGAUCGAUUUCUCCCAACUUGCUACUCGUCCUGCUCGGGUCAUUCCCGCAUCACCGGCCUACUUCUCCGGCAGUCCCAAGUUCAUCGAUCAUUUAUUGAAUUUGGAACGUAUCUGCGCCAAGUACGCAUCGCUACCUACGGUGUCCCCAAGCGAAGCUCCUCGAAUGGCAUGGUUCAAACUCGCACAGUUCCGUGACUUUGUCGGCGAGCCCGUACCGACGAAGAAAUACAAGAGCUUGGUCAAGAUUCUGCAGCGACUCAAUCGCAUUGACCCUGCCCUUCUCCCCGGGGAAGUCCGCGACACCUUGAAGACCUUUCUUCGGCCUGGUAACCCGUACGGAAAUAAGCCGGCACCGGCGACAGUGGACGAGAUGGGCCGAGCUCGCGGCAAGGGGAAGCGCAAGACCUCGUCGGCGGUGGUCCACCUGGUCGAAGGCGAGGGUGAGGUCAUGGUCAACGGCAAGACGCUGACAGAAGCUUUUCCCCGUCUGCACGACCGUGAGAGCGCAACUUGGCCGCUGAGAUGCACGUCGAGACUAGACAAAUAUAAUGUGUGGGCUACUGUUCGAGGAGGUGGAGUCACUGGUCAGGCAGAGGCCAUCACAUUAGCCCUUGCACGGGCACUGCUCGUCCACGAGCCUGCGCUGAAGCCGAUUUUGCGAAAAGCUGGUGUCAUUACCGUCGAUGCUCGUCGCGUCGAGAGAAAGAAACCCGGUCACGUCAAGGCUCGCAAGAUGCCAACCUGGGUCAAGAGAUGA
Messenger RNA from Aspergillus udagawae, 948 nucleotides. RefSeq names its product mitochondrial 37S ribosomal protein uS9m. Gene Ontology annotation, biological process: translation. The coding region runs from base 1 to 948 and encodes 315 amino acids. NCBI's taxonomy places the organism in Eukaryota, Fungi, Ascomycota, Eurotiomycetes, Eurotiales, Aspergillaceae. Gene Ontology annotation, cellular component: ribosome; mitochondrial small ribosomal subunit. The record is from RefSeq and is a predicted model, not a curated record. The transcript is spliced from 2 exons. Gene Ontology annotation, molecular function: structural constituent of ribosome; RNA binding.